CCGCCGGCCGUUGCCAUGGAGACGCGGGGGGAGGACGGCGCGCGCCGAGGGACACAAAGCCCCGAGCGCAAAAGGCGAAGCCCAGUGCCGCGGGCGCCCGGCGCGAAGCUGAGGCCGGCGGCGGCCCAGGCCCAGGCCCAGGCCAUGGAUCCGGCUGCGGCGGCGGCGGCGGCGGCGCAGGCCCCGGCCCCGGCCCCGGGCGAGGCCUACCUGGCGCGGCGGCGGCGCGGGCCCGAGGACGCCCCCGGGGCCCCGUCGCCGCCGCGCUACAGCCUGCUGGCGGAGAUCGGCCGCGGCAGCUACGGCGUGGUGUACGAGGCGGUGGCCGGGCGCAGCGGGGCGCGGGUGGCCGUCAAGAAGAUCCGCUGCGACGCGCCCGAGAACGUGGAGCUGGCGCUGGCCGAGUUCUGGGCGCUCACCAGCCUCAAGCGGCGCCACCAGAACGUCGUGCAGUUCGAGGAGUGCGUCCUGCAGCGCAACGGGCUGGCCCAGCGCAUGAGCCACGGCAACAAGCGCUCGCAGCUCUACCUGCGCCUGGUGGAGACCUCGCUCAAAGGAGAAAGGAUCCUGGGUUAUGCUGAGGAGCCCUGCUAUCUCUGGUUUGUCAUGGAGUUCUGUGAAGGUGGAGACCUGAAUCAGUACGUCCUGUCCCGGAGGCCGGACCCAGCCACUAACAAAAGCUUCAUGCUACAACUCACAAGCGCCAUUGCCUUCCUACACAAAAACCACAUCGUGCACAGGGACCUAAAGCCAGACAACAUCCUCAUCACAGAGCGGUCUGGCAACCCCAUCCUCAAGGUGGCAGACUUUGGCCUAAGCAAGGUGUGUGCUGGCUUGGCCCCCCGAGGCAAGGAGGGCAAUCAAGACAACAAAAAUGUGAAUGUGAAUAAAUACUGGCUGUCCUCAGCCUGCGGCUCAGACUUCUACAUGGCCCCGGAAGUCUGGGAGGGACACUACACAGCCAAGGCUGACAUCUUUGCCCUGGGCAUUAUCAUCUGGGCAAUGAUAGAAAGAAUCACUUUCAUUGACUCUGAGACCAAGAAGGAGCUCCUGGGGACCUAUAUUAAACAGGGGACUGAGAUCGUCCCUGUUGGUGAGGCGCUGCUAGAAAACCCAAAGAUGGAGUUGCACAUCCCCCAGAAACGCAGGACUUCCAUGUCUGAGGGGAUCAAGCAGCUCUUGAAAGAUAUGUUAGCUGCUAACCCACAGGACCGGCCUGAUGCCUUUGAACUUGAAACCAGAAUGGACCAGGUCACAUGUGCUGCUUAAUAUUCAGGGCAAAGCAUCUUGGGUGUUUUUUAAACUAGGCUGAUCCUCUGGACCCACAAUCUCAAGUCUGCACAGAAGAUGGCAAAGGGUACAGGUGGUGGUGUGGCUGUUGGCGAUUUCCCGACCCCUGGGUCUCCAGCACUGUGAAGCUUUUCUUUGGCUUCUCCUCUAUUCCUUUCAUUUUGCUAAAUUCUAAAUACGUUACUGUCUCUUCUUUCCCCUCCACUGCCACCCCCACACCCCAGUGUACAUGACUAAGAUGUAGAAGAGCAAGAAGCCGUGCUGUGGACAGGCACCAGUUUCUCUGAAGAAACACUAAGGACAGAGCCUGUGUAUAAAUUUCACUUUGCAUUUUUCUGAGCGGUUGGGGGCUGAUUCGUUCUUGUCCUUUCAUGUUCUCAUCUGUCUGUACAUGUCUCUCAGUUCACUUACCCAGAGAGGGCCUGCCCCUCCUUGGACCACCUGGGGUUUCUCUUGGACUGUGAAUUGGGGAGGUGGGUCACUGAGACCUGCAGAGACCUUUGAGCCAUCUCCCACCAGAUGGAGGUGCCGUUGGACUCUCAACUGCUUCCAGCCAGCCCUUGGGCCUCAGGACCGAUCAGAGACGAAGAAGCACCUUGAAGAGGAGGGGCACAGCCUGAGAACUUCAGAAAGGAGACCACACGCAUCCAUGGUCUUGUUCUUCCUCCAUGGAGGGAGGCGCUGGGACUCCCAAGAAGAAUUAAUCCCUCUUCUACCAACCCCUUCCCCUCAUCCCUUGUGCCACCCAGAUCUAAGGAUGGUGGCAGGUAGAGGUGACCAUCUUACACUGCCCUUUUUGUUUGUGGCCUUCCCCCAAAGGCGGUAACCCCAGGAAAACCUUCGUGCCAAACCUCUGCCCAGAGUGCAGCUGGCUCUUCGGUGGAUCCCUGUCACCAUGUGAAAGCCACGCUGUCCCCAUCUCCAGUCUCUGCCUCCGCUUCCCGGAUGUGCCUGUCAAGUUGUCAGGGUCAUGGAGACUGCCCAGGUUCUUGGGAUCCCAUGGUGACUAUUGCCCUAAGAACAGGGAGUGUGAUCUGAACUGGCCACUGUCGUCCUCGUGAAAGGGUUGUAUAGGGACAUAGCAAUCAGGCACCACCUCCCCGCAACACUGGCACCUUCUGUGCUGCUGUCAGGGAAGGGGAGAGGGAGGUGUCUGGGAAUCAGGUCUCUCCAUCACCCCAAAAAUCCCUGUGUGUCUGCCUCUUUCAGGGCUCGUGGGCCUGGU
Suncus etruscus (white-toothed pygmy shrew) is the source of this 2515-nucleotide messenger RNA. RefSeq names its product serine/threonine kinase 35 (gene STK35). The transcript has 3 exons. Gene Ontology annotation, biological process: autophagy; axon extension; peptidyl-serine phosphorylation. Gene Ontology annotation, cellular component: autophagosome; cytoplasm. NCBI's taxonomy places the organism in Eukaryota, Metazoa, Chordata, Mammalia, Eulipotyphla, Soricidae. The record is from RefSeq and is a predicted model, not a curated record. Gene Ontology annotation, molecular function: protein serine/threonine kinase activity; ATP binding. The coding region runs from base 16 to 1269 and encodes 417 amino acids.